This is a messenger RNA of Chara braunii, 1055 nucleotides long. The record is from the annotation of a GenBank genome assembly. NCBI's taxonomy places the organism in Eukaryota, Viridiplantae, Streptophyta, Charophyceae, Charales, Characeae.
CGAGAGAACGAAGACCUAAGUCCAGAUCUCCGUCGACUAGACGAAGGAGGAUGGAGUCGAAUUCUCCGGUGCGACUGGUGCGCCCAGCAUGGGAGCAACGGCGAAACGAUUUCCCUCCACCGGGUAAUCGAGCCUAGUUUACUGCGGAUCUCAAGGAAGAGAUUUUCAAGCUGCGGCGGGAGAUGGACAAAGUCAUGAAGACCAUGGAGCAACUGACAUCGAAACCAGGAGAAAUGAAGCCCUCUCAGAUGGACAAGGUGGACGACACCAAGAAAGAUGAUGCUGCGAAUGUCGAACGGAAGGUGAAGGAACCGGUUACUGCAUCUGAACUCAAAUCGAUCAUGGAUCGCGUUCUCAGACCAACUGAGAAUGCACAGGUACUACCGAGCAUUCAAGCGGCCACAAACACGGAUGGGCAGAAGGCAACUGCGGACGACGACAAGGUGGACAAGAUGUUUUCAGAGGUGCGAAAGGAUGUCAAUGACCUAAAGCUCCUCAAGUACGACUUGGUGGUAAUGAAAGGUGCAUUCAAGUUACUGAAGAUCAAUGAACCUACACGAACCUACACUCCGAUUGUGUCAUCAUCAGUACAUCCUAACCGCUAUCUUGGAGCCUUGACUGGGCUUCCUACUUCAGUAAACGGCAGCCGCAGCGCUUCGACACGCAGCAUGCCAAGUCGAAGUGUACCGAGCCGCAGCAAGCUGGGAAGACCGUUUCCGCCGUUUCCAAGGAAGGGACGUACAAGGACCAGGCCGCGAACAGCAGCAACCACACCGAAAGCAAAACGGAACAUCAAUUUCGGCCUUGAACCAAUGUCAGAUAACCAACUUCUUCGUCUUCACACUGAUCUGAAGGACCUGUGCAAGAUGCAUGACAUCAAAUACAAGGACAAACCACAGGCGAAUCCUGGGGAAACAUUCGUGGAAUGCCCGAGAGCAUGGUAUGAUAAGACUAAGAAUUUCUUCCUUGAGUUGAAUACUAUGAACUCGUAGACCAAACAGAAGAUGAAAUUUUACAAAUGACGAGAAACACGUAUCAGGAAUUGAGAUUGAAUA